AUGCCGGGAAAAAAUGAAGAGGGUGAAGAUACAGUUGCUCAACCCGAUACACAACCUUCUGAAGCUGAAGUCAAGCCUAAAGAACCCGAAAAACUACAACUUCGUACUCCAGAACGAAAGGAAAUUCUUGGCUUUGGAGAAACUGAAGAAGAUGAAGAAGCAAUAGCGUUAGCGAAAAAAAUAAAAGAGAAAGAGGAGAAGUUUAAGGAAAGACGCUACAAAAUAGCUCAGGUAAAAGAAAAUACGCUAAGUGUUGAAGAUGCAAUUAGGGAGGGCAAAGAAGAAUUGGUGAUUAGACCUGCGCUAGUGGAUUCAGUUCCUGAAGAGUUGACCAAUCAUCAAUUGAAUGAAGGUAUUACGAGGUCAUUGCUCUCAGACAAUCCAUAUCUCGAUACGGAUAGAGUUAUAUUUAAUCACGAAAAGAGAGAGUUUCAGAAAGUCAUUAAAAACAGCCGUGAAGUAGUAUUGUAUGAAAUAGAAGGUUGUAUUAUUCAUUCCAAUAGCCAAGAAGCGGAAGUUCAAGCUGUUAGAAUAAAGAGGGAAGAAAAAUGGGCACUAAAGCUAGCAGCUAUCAAUGAAAAACAAAAACGACUAUUAAGAGCUAAAGUAGAUGAGCGAAAGAGGAUGAGUAGGAAGGUUACCGAAUUGGAUGAAAUAGGUUUAGAAACCGAGGAAGCGGGAGAAGAAACGUCAUCAGACGUAGGGGAAGAAGGAGAGGGUGAAGAAGGAGCCAUGACUCCACAUAUCGAUGCCUUUGAAGAGGACAUACCUGGGAAAAAGUUAGUUAACCGAUUCAAUUAUAGCGACCGUUCUGUUUUGACCAUAGCGUGUAUUACGAGGGAUAAGGGUACUCAGACUGCCCCUAAUCCAAGAUCCCAUGUAACUGGCCAGGUCUCGCAAUGGAUUAUUUAUGAUCAUUAUCAAAAAGAUUAUGCUGCAAUUCAGGAGGCAAAAGAAAAAGAAAGGCAAGCUAAAAUGAUCAUGGCCGUGAAGAAAGAAGAUCGUACUAUUAAGAAGCCGGUAAAGACUGAAGACCCAAUAUAUAAGAGAAUGGCUGAAGGAAUCAAAAUUCUUGAAAGAAUGUUAAAUCAAAACACUUACGAUCAUCUCGCUCAAGAUUGUCAAUUUUACGAAGAUCCCGGCGAUAAAUACAGGACAGAAGAAGGCGUAUUAUUACCUCUGUGGGAAUUCAAAUACCAGCCCACGAAAGGAAUAGCCGUUACGCAAGUAAAAUGGAACCCUGCUUACAAAGAUCUCUUUGGAGUCACGUUUGGUAUCUUAGAUUUUGCUGAGAACGACGAUAUUGGGGUCUUAUCCGUUUUCACGCUUAAAAAUCCCUCUUUUCCAGAAUUUGUGAAACAUUUCGAUUCAGGAGCAUUGUGUUUAGAUUUUCAUCCCAGGAAGUGUUAUUAUGUCUGUGUCGGACUUCAAGAUGGGAGUGUAGCCGUUCAUAAUAUGCAGACACCGAACUGCGAAACACAGUUUCGUAGUACAGUUGAACACAACCAUAGAAGUCAGGUAUGGAGUGUAUUGUGGUGUGAUGACCAUCGAGAUAGACAAUUGAGUUUUUUCUCCGCAGGGGGUGAUGGUCGUAUUUGCAAGUGGCUACUACUUCAAAAUGAACUCUUACAUUCACCGAUCAUAACUUUAUACAUUGAUAAACAUGAACUUAGUUCAGAUAUUCCUCAUCUGAAACUCAAAGCUAUGCCUACUUGCCUUACGUUCCAUCCCAAAGACUUUGAAAUAUUUAUGGUCGGAACUGCCUUUGGCACUAUUUAUAAAUGCAAUAUUUCAUAUGCUUCAACAUAUUUUUAUCAUAUGAAGGUACAUGAGCUAACUGUUUAUAGGAUCAGUUACAACAGCUUUAUACCCGAGAUAUUCGCGACUGCUGGUGGUGACUGGAGAAUGAAGAUAUGGGAAGAUGGGAGACCUGAACCCUUGUUCGUUUACAAUUUAGAUGCCUCUGUUCAGGACGUGGAAUGGGCUCCAUAUUCGAGUACAGUCAUAGCAGGGAUCACCGCAUUAGGCCGUGUUUACAUUUAUGAUCUCAAUGUUAAUAAAUACAUCGCUGCGUGUGCUCAAUACGUUGUCUGCGCCGACGACGAUAUCGCCACUUGUCUUACAUUUAAUCCAGCGGGUCAUAAGAUGCCAUUGAUUCUUGUAGGUGAUUCUGGAGGAACCAUAACUACGCUGAAAUUAUCUCCGAAUCUGCGUUUGAAACCGAAACAACCUAGAAAAAGGAAAGAAGCCGCCGUCCAAAUCGAUGAAACAGCAUUAGAAAUAUCUAAACUUGAAAAGAUUUUAUAUCAUGUUCGAGAACCAAUGCUUCGAAAAGAAUCUGAAGAAUAA
This is a messenger RNA of Nezara viridula (southern green stink bug), 2349 nucleotides long. NCBI's taxonomy places the organism in Eukaryota, Metazoa, Arthropoda, Insecta, Hemiptera, Pentatomidae. The record is from the annotation of a GenBank genome assembly.